AUGAUUGAAUCAGGGAAGAGAGGGCGCUCUGAGGAGCUUCCUUACUCGAACAAGAGGCAACAGACAAGUGUAGGCUUAGAGCGAUCACCAAGGGAGCCUGCAGAUGAGGAAAUCGGUGCGCUUCUGAACAUUAUACCGGGAAAAGAUGACGAGAGGAUUCCGCUCUACAGUAAGGACGUGACCACUAUUGGGAGAAGCAGAGCGUGCGAUAUUAUUCUGCAAGAGCCUGAUAUCUCUACAAUCCAUUGCGAGUUGAGGCUAGUCAAGAUCAAGGUGGACUCAGAAGAUAAGAAACUCAUCAACAUAGUGGAUAAGAGUCGCAACGGCACCUUCCUCAAUGGGAACAGACUGGUCAAGAAGGAUCAAAUUUUGAGACAGGGAGAUAAGAUCGUUUUAGGGAAAAGCUGUUCUUUCUUAUUCAAAGAGUCGAAGACUAAUUGGGACUCAGUAAGUGAAGAUCUCAAACUGCAACAGUCAGAUGAAGAUAACGUUACAAGGGGGGAAUUGGGAACUCCACCGACAGUGUUCAAAAAACCCAUGGGCUCCUUCGUUCCAAGUCAAGACGCUACAAGGUUGAAGGCCAAAAUGAAGAAGAUGUCCUUCUUCGAUAAAUACCUCCUUGGGAAAGAACUUGGUGCUGGUCAUUAUGCCAUAGUCAAGGAGGGGACCAACAAGGCAACCGGUGACACGGUGGCGGUGAAGAUUUUUCAACCUCAGCAAAACGACGACGAAAAAAAGAGUAAGCAGUUCAGAGAGGAGACUAGCAUCUUGAUGAGCAUACACCAUCCGAAUAUUGUAAAUAUGCUUGACAGCUUUGUCGAACCUUUGAAUAAGGCACAAAUUCAGAAGUACCUCGUUUUGGAAAAAGUGGACGACGGGGAAUUGUUUGAGAGAAUUGUCAAGAAGACAUCUUUGCGGCAAGACGAAACUAAAGCCAUUUUCCAGCAAAUCAUGACAGGGUUGAAAUAUCUCCAUGGGCAAAAUAUUAUUCAUAGAGAUAUCAAACCUGAAAAUAUCCUAUUGAACAUUACAAGAAGAACCUCACCGGUGCAAAUCCAAUCAGGUCCCUGGGAUGAAGACGAAAUUGACAUCAAGGUCAAAAUUGCUGAUUUUGGGCUUGCAAAAUUCACAGGUGAGAUGCAAUUUGCAAACACUCUCUGUGGGACACCCUCAUAUGUUGCUCCAGAGGUCCUUAUGAAAACGGAAUACGAUGCAAAGGUAGAUAUGUGGAGUGCAGGUGUCAUUCUCUAUGUCUGUCUUUGUGGAUUUCCCCCAUUCAGUGACCAACUGGGCCCACCGUCGUUGAAAGAACAAAUUCUACAAGCAAAAUAUGCAUUUUACACCCCAUACUGGGACAAUAUCGACGAUUCUAUUCUUCAUUUGAUUUCUAACUUAUUAGUCCGGGAUCCCAAGAAGAGAUAUGACGUCGAUGCUGUUUUUGCCCAUCAGUGGAUGCAGAGUAGUGGGAUCAAUACUAGAGUUGACAGUAGUAUGGAAAGAUUGCAGCUAACUGACGACAGACUACCAAAGACGUACACUGAAUUGUCAUGUCUGUGA
Molecule: messenger RNA, 1557 nt
Organism: Huiozyma naganishii CBS 8797
Lineage: Eukaryota; Fungi; Ascomycota; Saccharomycetes; Saccharomycetales; Saccharomycetaceae
Gene: DUN1
Product: serine/threonine protein kinase DUN1
Exons: 1
Coding region: 1-1557 (518 amino acids)
Biological process (GO): mitotic DNA damage checkpoint signaling; protein phosphorylation
Cellular component (GO): nucleus
Molecular function (GO): ATP binding; protein serine/threonine kinase activity; protein binding
Source: RefSeq, a predicted model, not a curated record